Messenger RNA from Phragmites australis (common reed), 3699 nucleotides. Its product is annotated as respiratory burst oxidase homolog protein A-like. The record is from RefSeq and is a predicted model, not a curated record. The transcript has 14 exons. Gene Ontology annotation, molecular function: calcium ion binding; NAD(P)H oxidase H2O2-forming activity; peroxidase activity. Gene Ontology annotation, cellular component: plasma membrane. Bases 77 to 2941 code for a protein of 954 amino acids. NCBI's taxonomy places the organism in Eukaryota, Viridiplantae, Streptophyta, Magnoliopsida, Poales, Poaceae.
GAGCUAUAUCUUUCUCGCUCCCAAAUCGUCAAACGAGUUGGUGGGUUGCAGCUGUGUGAGGAGGGGAAGGGUGGCGAUGCGAGGAGGAGGAGGAGGAGGCGUCUGCACGCCGGGUCGCCCGCGAUGGGGGUCCGGCGCGACGACGCCGCGGUCGCUGAGCACGGGCUCGUCGCCUCGGGGGUCGGACAGGAGCUCUGACGACGGGGAGGAGCUGGUCGAGGUGACGCUGGACCUGCAGGAGGACGACACCAUUGUGCUGCGGAGCGUCGAGCCGGCGGUUGGGGCGGCGGCGGGGGUGGGGGCGUCGCCUUCGUCGGCGGCGCCUCCGCUUCAUCUUCGCGCGGAGCCCCCGGCGUCCGUAGCGUCGUCGCAGUCGCGGUCGCCGGCGAUGCGGCGGACCUCCUCGCACCGGCUGCUGCAGUUCUCGCAGGAGCUCAAGGCGACCGCCAAGCAGUUCUCGCAGGACCUCACCAAGCGGUUCACGCGCACCCACAGCCGCGCAAAUCUCACCGGGGAGUCGUCGUCCGCGGGGGCGCCGUCGUCGGGCAUCGAGUCCGCCCUCGCGGCGCGCGCCGCGCGGCGGCAGCGCGCGCAGCUCGACCGCACCAAGUCCGGCGCGCAGCGCGCGAUCCGCGGCCUCCGCUUCAUCAGCGGCAGCAACAAGGCCAGCAACGCCUGGAUCGAGGUCCAGGCCAACUUCGACCGCCUCGCACGCGACGGCUACCUCUCCCGCGCCGACUUCCCGAAAUGCAUAGGGAUGACGGAGUCGCAGGAGUUUGCGAUGGAGCUGUUCGACACACUGAGCCGGCGGCGGCGGAUGCAGGUGGACAGGAUCAACAAGGAAGAGCUGCGCGAGAUCUGGCAGCAGAUCACCGACAACAGCUUCGACUCGCGCCUCCAGAUCUUCUUCGACAUGGUGGAUAAGAAUGCAGAUGGCCAUAUCACGGAGGCGGAGGUGAAAGAGAUCAUUAUGUUAAGUGCUUCUGCUAAUAAACUGUCGAGGCUUAAGGAGCAAGCUGAAGAGUAUGCGGCCUUGAUCAUGGAGGAACUUGAUCCAGAAGGACUUGGCUACAUUGAGCUCUGGCAAUUGGAGACACUGCUAUUGCAAAAGGAUACUUAUGUGAACUACAGCCAGGCAUUGAGCUACACAAGCCAGGCACUAAGCCAGAACCUUGCUGGUCUAAGGAAAAAAAGCCCGAUCCGAAAAAUUAGCACCACACUAAGUUACUAUCUGGAGGACAAUUGGAAACGCCUCUGGGUGCUUGCGUUGUGGAUUGGGAUAAUGGCCGGACUGUUCACUUGGAAAUUCAUUCAGUACCGCAACCGGUAUGUCUUUGAUGUGAUGGGAUACUGUGUCACAACUGCAAAGGGGGCUGCAGAGACUCUCAAGCUAAACAUGGCACUUAUCCUCUUGCCUGUAUGCCGCAACACCAUCACUUGGCUGCGGAAUACAAAAGCUGCACGAGCAUUGCCAUUCGAUGACAACAUUAACUUUCACAAGACUAUUGCAGCGGCAAUUGUGGUUGGUGUUAUCCUUCAUGCAGGGAACCACCUUGUUUGUGAUUUUCCACGGCUCAUAAAUUCAUCAGAUGUGAAGUACGCUCCACUGCGCCAGUACUUUGGGGAACAUAAGCCAACAUAUUUAACGCUGGUCAAAGGAGUGGAGGGCAUAACCGGGGUAAUCAUGGUUGUGUGCAUGCUUAUCGCUUUUACUCUAGCAACAAGGUGGUUCCGGCGUAGCCUGGUAAAGCUUCCAAAGCCAUUUGACAAACUAACUGGCUUCAAUGCUUUCUGGUACUCCCAUCAUUUGUUCAUCAUUGUGUACAUAUCAUUCGUCAUUCAUGGAGAGUGGCUGUACCUUAUCCAUGUUUGGUACAAAAGGACGACAUGGAUGUAUCUUGCAGUGCCUGUUGGUUUGUAUGUAGGGGAGAGAACUCUGAGGUUCUUCAGGUCGGGCAGUUAUUCCGUCCGGCUAUUGAAGGUGGCCAUAUAUCCUGGUAAUGUUUUGACGUUGCAGAUGUCUAAGCCUCCUACAUUCCGUCACAAGAGUGGGCAGUAUAUGUUUGUUCAGUGCCCAGCUGUUUCACCCUUUGAAUGGCAUCCUUUCUCAAUAACUUCGGCUCCUGGGGAUGAAUAUCUUAGCAUUCAUGUUCGACAACUUGGUGACUGGACACGGGAGCUCAAGCGGGUAUUCUCAGCAGCUUGUGAGCCACCAGUGGGUGGAAAAAGCGGCCUUCUCCGAGCAGAUGAGACAACUAAGAAAGCCUUGCCAAAGCUUUUGAUUGAUGGACCAUAUGGUUCUCCUGCGCAAGACUACAGCAAGUAUGAUGUUUUACUACUUGUUGGAUUAGGAAUUGGUGCCACACCUUUUAUUAGCAUAUUGAAAGACCUGCUCAAUAACAUAAUCAAAAUGGAGGAAGAGGAAGAAGCUUCAACCGAUCUUUACCCACCAAUUGGUCACAGUAAGACACAUGUUGAUCUUGACACCCUUAUGAGGAUUACCUCCAAACCAAAGAGGGUUUUGAAGACAACAAACGCUUACUUUUAUUGGGUAACACGUGAACAAGGCUCUUUCGAUUGGUUUAAAGGAGUCAUGAAUGAGAUUGCAGAACUAGAUCAAAGGAAUAUCAUUGAAAUGCACAAUUAUCUCACAAGUGUUUAUGAGGAAGGGGAUGCUCGGUCAGCACUUAUCACGAUGCUGCAAGCUCUCAACCAUGCCAAGAAUGGUGUUGAUAUAGUUUCAGGAACUAAAGUCCGGACACAUUUUGCAAGGCCGAAUUUUAAGAGGGUCCUAUCUAAGAUAGCGUCCAAACAUCCUUACGCUAAGAUAGGAGUGUUCUACUGUGGGGCUCCAGUCCUGGCACAGGAACUAAACCAACUUUGUCAUGAAUUCAAUGACAAGUGCACCACGAAAUUUGAGUUCCACAAGGAGCAUUUCUGAAAUACUAAGGUAAAUACAGAAUUGAGAAACAAUUGAAGAUGUAUUGUAUGUAUGCUAUUUUUUCUUUAACACAUACCUUCUUCGCAAUGAGUUGGAAAGAUCAAGGGAGAAGCAUACAGUGUUGUGUUGCCACAGUGCAUGCACUGUGCCAUUACUGUAAAUCUCUUGCUUGAGAUACUCGAAUAAAUUAGGACAUCGAGAAAGGGAAAUGGGGGAUCAGCUGGUACAACAAAUAUGGCAUCCAUCAUAGGUUGAACAGCUCAUGCCCCAAGUGGAACAGUGAAGGGAUUCCCUCUAUAUGAUCUCCUAUGCACAGAGUCCACCCAAAUAUGAUGUUUUUCCGAGGAUGGUUGUGUUUAUAAGCAGCGUGAUGUAGGAUAGGAAGGCCAGGAUGUCACAAUGCUAUUUAACUGUAUAUUUGCAUGGAGCUGAGUGGUUAACUUAAGCCACAAGUUGAAGUUGGUUCUAACUUUGUAAUUAUAUACAGGGAUGCAAAACAGACAGAAUAUAGUUGAUUUUUGUAAGUAGCGUAGGUUGGUAGUGAGUGGGUCCAGAUUGGGGGGCUCAAAUUACUUUCAAGCCUGUUUCAUUGCUUGUGCUGGGUGAGAAGAUGCAUUUUUUAAGGUGUUGCUGCACACACAAUGUUGUAUAUCUUACUGUAGCAAAUUCCUUUUUCUUUUUGACAUUUAUAGUGCUAUUUAUACAAAGUUGCUGUCUGGAAUUUUGUGUUGAAAGGAAAUUCAUGUGGUAAAUUAUUA